Molecule: messenger RNA, 2457 nt
Organism: Paramecium tetraurelia
Lineage: Eukaryota; Ciliophora; Oligohymenophorea; Peniculida; Parameciidae
Exons: 5
Biological process (GO): phosphatidylinositol-mediated signaling; phosphatidylinositol phosphate biosynthetic process
Cellular component (GO): cytoplasm; membrane
Molecular function (GO): 1-phosphatidylinositol 4-kinase activity
Source: RefSeq, a predicted model, not a curated record
AUGAAUGACGAUAUUCCUAAAGGCUGCCUAUGUUAUACAAAGAAAGUAAAGGGAGAAAUUCCGAAAACCUUUAAAAAAGCAAAUAAAAUUUUAAGUAAAUACAAAAAUAACAACUUGAAUAUUUUAGACGAUGAUAUUUUAGACGUAAUCAUUAGACUGUACGUAGCUGAAAACAAAUCAAAUGCUAUUGCAAUGCUUCAAAGAUGCCGUAUAAAUCCUAACUUUGGAACGAAUUUAUUAAGAAAAGAUCUUGAAUACUUCAUACCACAAAUAGUGAACUUUAUGGUUUUUCAUCAACAUUUAAGUGAUGAUAACCUAAUCUAAUUUGUAUUGAGAGCAUCAUCUCUUGAUUUCUUUUUUGCACAUUAGGUGUUCUUCUAACUGAAAAGCAUGUCUUAAAUUAUAACUCAGAAUGAACCAGUGACAUUUACAAUAGUAAAAAGAUUUACAGAUAACUUUUUCCUCAAGAUGUCUCAGAACUAUGCUGGAAAUUUAUUAAUAGCAUCUCACAUUUUACAAAUAGAUUUCGAAGAGAUAAACUUUAAUAAAAAUAAUCUAAAUACUUCAGUUGAAACUAGUUCUCCAACUAAAUCAUCUCUUUAACAAGUUUAUUAAGGAGGACUUAGAGUUGAAUCUAUGAAAUUCAAUAAUAAUAUAUCCACUUAUGGAACCAAAGACUGGAAUAAUAAUGAUAAUUAAAAAAGUGUUGAAACUGCUAUUUUAUAAAGCUAUAAAGAAAUUCAUCUUCAAGAUUAUAAUUCAAUUUUUGGAAAAAGAUAAAAUAAUUUUGAUACUGCUUUUUUCUCUAACAUUUCAUUUUGGGAUGAUAUAAUGAGAAUAUGCGAUGAUUUAUCAAAGCAUAAGAAAAAAACUGAGUUCUUGCAUUCUUGUUUACAGAAAAUGAAUGAAAAUUUGCCUGCUGCAGUUUAUGUGCCUUUUGUUGGAAAUUCAAUUAGAAACCAUGCUGUCCUUAAAGUAGUUUAUAAAGAAAGCAGAGUGUUUUCUACCAAAAUGAGAAGCCCUUUUAGUUUAGUCCUAGAACUAUAUAGACCAGAAAUAGAAGAGAAAGCCAACUCAUAGAUUGUUGAAGAGUAAAUAUCAUUUCCAAUUACUGCAAAUUCUAAUAUUAAAAAAAAACCUUAGGAAAGAACUUAAAGCCAUUUAUUAUAAGAAGACCUUAAAUUAGAUGAAAUUUAAAGGAAAUAUUCAUCAGUUGAUAUAUAAAAAUCAAUUUAAAACGAAUUUAUGUAAUUGAAAUUCAAUUAAUCAAAAUUGCCUAUUGAUUAGAAACAACUGAAUGGAACUUCUUAAUUUUAUUGUUUAAAUGAUGAGUCCCUAACUAGUGAUGUUGAACAAUAGGAUUAAAACGAAUUACCAAAAUAUUCCACUACAUACUCAUUAUAAGAGAAUGUCUAAGCAUUUAGUAUUGAAGGAAAUUCAAAUAUCCCGUAAGUUGAAAAGGAAGAAAAGGAUGUAUUGCUUAUAAGCAAAAUGCAUAGAAACAGUUUUCUUUAAGCUGAAAAAGGCAUAACACUUAAUAGGGAUGAAUAUAAUGAAUUAAAAAGGACUAUAUUUGGGGAAAGUUCAUAGUAAUAGGAGGAUAGAAUAAAGUCUUAGUCAAUAUUUUAAGGUUUAAAAUCUUGGAGAUUAGCACAUCUAAUUGUAAAAACAGGAGAUAAUUUAAAGUAAGAACAAUUUGCUUUACAACUGAUAUCUCAAUUUGAUUAGAUAUUUAAAAAAUCAGGGCUCCCUCUGAAAUUGAGAUGUUACGAAGUCUUAUCUUUGGGACCAGAUUGUGGAAUUAUUGAGAUGAUAAAGAAUGCAACAACCAUUGAUAGUUUAUAAAAGAAUUUGAGGAAAAAAUACCAGUAGUUCAUUAAUUUCUCGGAUUUUUUUAGAAGCUUCUUUCGAAAUAAUAUAGAUUAGGCAUUGCAAAAUUAUGUUUAAUCUUUAGUGGCAUAUGGGUUAGUUUGUUAUUUCUUACAAGUUAAAGAUAGACAUAAUGGAAAUAUAUUAUUAGAUAGUGAAGGACAUUUGAUUCAUAUUGACUUUGGAUUCUUUUUAUCAAAUGCACCUGGAAAAGGAAUGGAAUUUGAAGGAAAAGUCCCAUUUAAGUUGUUGUCUGACUACAUCUAAGUUUUGGGUGGGGCUAAAGGAGUUUUGUUUAAAGAAAAUUUUAGGAAAUUGUUUUAUAAAGGAUUCAAGGCAUGUUAAUAACACUAAAAAGAAAUAUUGCUUCUUGUAGAAAUGAUGUACACAGGCCAUGGUACUACAUUACCCUGUUUUUAAAAAGGGGAAUAAGCCUUAAAAGAACUUUAUGCAAGAUUUAAUCCCAGGGUAAAGUCUGAUGCAGAACUUUUUGUCCACGUUUAAGAAUUAAUUAAUCAUUCACUUGAUAAUUGGAGAGCAAGAUGGUAUGACAAAUUCCAGUACUUUGCAUAAGGAGUAUUUUAUUGA